Eremomyces bilateralis CBS 781.70 is the source of this 1495-nucleotide messenger RNA. Its product is annotated as putative N-ethylmaleimide reductase. Lineage: Eukaryota; Fungi; Ascomycota; Dothideomycetes; Eremomycetales; Eremomycetaceae. The coding region runs from base 208 to 1302 and encodes 364 amino acids. The transcript has 2 exons. Gene Ontology annotation, molecular function: NADPH dehydrogenase activity; FMN binding. The record is from RefSeq and is a predicted model, not a curated record.
GUUUCGGUGUUUUCGCCCCUGAAGUCCAAGCGUCUCAGAGUGGACGUGAUAUUCCGCAUUAUUAAUCAUGGCGGCAAUAUUGAGCUGACAAAUUCGGAAACCAAAAAAUGCUCGUGUGGAACCUGAGAUGGGUGAAAUUGCUAAUGUGUAUAUAUCUUCUGUGAUUUCCAAGAUGAAGCAGACAUUUUUCCAUACACGAAAGCGAUCAUGGCCAACUCACGACUUUUCGAGCCGCUUACCGUUGGGAGGGUGGAGUUGCGGCAUAGAAUGGGCAUGUCUCCUCUGACCCGAUAUCGAGCUUCGGAUGAGCAUGUACCUCUAGACUUAAUGGCCACAUAUUACGAGCAACGCGCCUCGGUGCCAGGAACGCUCUUAGUCUCAGAGGCUACAUUCAUCUCACCGCAGCAAGGCGGAUACGCCAAUGUUCCUGGGAUCUAUAACGACGCACAAAUCGAAGCAUGGCGCAAAAUAACGAAAGUCGUGCACGCCAAAGGAAGCCAUAUUUUCUGUCAGUUGUGGGCGCUUGGGCGCACCGCCAACCCUGACGUCGCCAAAACCGAGAACAUUACCAUCACGAGUUCAAGCGACAUCCCUGUUAGCUCAGCGCAUGCAGUCCCAACUUCUUUGACUAUCGAGCAGAUCAAAUCUACCAUCGAAGAUUACGCGCAGGCAGCCCGAAACGCAAUCGAGGCCGGCUUCGAUGGCGUUGAACUACAUGGUGCUAACGGCUAUUUGAUCGAUCAAUUCCUCCAGGACAAGUGCAAUCAGCGAGCGGAUGAAUACGGCGGUAGUAUCGAGAAUCGCUCGCGGUUUGGCGUACAGGCUGUUCAAGCUGUGAUUGAUGCGAUCGGUGCUGAUCGCACGGCCAUUCGCCUCAGUCCUUGGAGUAGCUUCAACAGCAUGAGGAUGGACGAGCCAGUGCCGCAAUUUUCAGACAUUAUACAAAAAUUGGACAAACUCGGUCUUGCCUACCUGCACCUUGUUGAGUCGAGAAUUUCUGGCAACGCCGAUGUAGAGGCAUCGGACAAGCUCCACUUUGCAUAUGACAUAUGGAAUGGACCACUUCUUGUUGCUGGUGGCUUCCGGCCGGAUUCGGCUCGUCGUCUUGUGGACAAAGAGGAGAAGAACAGGAAUAUUGUUGUCAUGUUCGGACGAUUCUUCAUCUCGACACCAGAUCUGCCUUUCAGGAUCCGGUCCGGAAUCGAGUUGAAUGAGUACAACAGAGACACAUUCUACACGCCCAAGCACCCGCAUGGAUAUAUCGACUACAACUUCAGCGAUGAAUUUCUUAGCAAGGGUUAGGAAAACAUCGGCGUAGAUGAUAAUAUCAUUAUUAUUAUUGGCAAUUUUGAGAUCAGGACAAGUGACUGGCUCGUAAUGCUGACUUCUAGCCUCUAGGACUGCUCUUCUGGAGGCGCCCGCUACCAUCUGCAGUCAAUGGGAACUGUCAUCUAGUUACAUAGAUUUAAUAGAACAUCGGUGAUAUGUUGUCGGG